This is a messenger RNA of Cherax quadricarinatus, 3434 nucleotides long. RefSeq lists its product as uncharacterized. NCBI's taxonomy places the organism in Eukaryota, Metazoa, Arthropoda, Malacostraca, Decapoda, Parastacidae. The record is from RefSeq and is a predicted model, not a curated record.
GUGUGUGAUAAGAGACUGGCUACUGAAGAUACUUUGCUUUACCCCAACCUUGGCUGCUGCCGCUGCCUCCACCGCCACUACCAUUAUCAUUAUACAGCAUGAGAUCCUGAAGCAGUUCCUUCCAUCACAGCAGUUCAGACCGCAUAGCAGGUGUAAAAAGCCUGGCUACUGGCAUUGGAAAGACCAAUAAUCUUUAUCUGUACGAGCCCAGUGAUUAGUCAGAUCAACAUGCAAAUCUGUCGAUAUAUUGAUUGCUCACUGUAGAUACGUUAAGAAGUGAGUGUUGCAGAGACGUUAAGUGUCAGUUUUCUCAAGUUUACAAUUAUUAUUCGCUCGGUAGAACAGUUGGAAGAACGUAAUGACUGCACGAUUAUACGACUCUCAUAAUUUUACUCCUUAUAAAUGCAAGUGUUUUGGUUUGUGCGUUUAAGCAUUCGUGUUAGUCAUUUUUCAAGCACACAAGUGAACUAAAACAGACAGCCCCUUCCCUCCCUAGUUCUCUCAUCCUUUAUCUCACCAAAUAUAGUAUGACAAAAUGGCUCAGAGUAAUCUCAUAGGGCACAGUUAUCUUGCCCACGAGUACAACCUUAGUAACUCCGGCUUCGCUAGUCACCCCAGGACCAAAAGCUCUUCCUACAUCAUCAAUGCCUUUCCUCUUAACUGUGAAACAUAUCAAGUUUACCAGUGUAACCAUUCCUAUGUACCCAGUAUCGUGAAUCAAACUUGCCAGUAUACUCAAAAUAUUCCAAAAGAUUCUGAUCAACAUGUUUCUGACAGUCACAUACGUCAGGAAGAGUUGUUGUCAUUAAAGCAUCAGCAGCCCCAGGAUGAUAGCGGUGACAAAUUCCUGUAUCAUCCGAAGCUGACUGCCGGUAUCACCCUUAAUCAUCAAGGUGACUCCAAGCUCCCACCCCACCAAGAUUUACACAGCAAACAUCAAAAUAACUCUAAGCUGCAACUCUACCAAGACUUAAGCAGCAGGCAUCAAGGUGACUCUACACUCCCACUCCACCAUGAUUUAAGUAGCAGACAUCAAAGUGACUCUAAGCUCCCACUCCGCCCAAAUCUGCAUAGCAGAGAAAAUCGUCGAGCUCUUCCUAGCCCUCAUCCUAUCUGGUUGUCUCUCGUGAAACGCGGAGAAGCAGCUACCACUCCGAGACAACCGUUUUCGGGAAACUCAGACUACCAAGCUGCAACUGAAUUAAUGUCUACUAUGGAAGCUUUACGAAACAAGGGUUCAUCGCGGCCGUCCGUACCUCCCUGUUCCAAAACUCUACUGACGGAAGAAGAGCUGCACUCUGCGCUGCCCACACAAGAUAUGAAUGAAAUAUUGAAUCUUCAAAAAUUGUAUUUCGAAGCCUUCUCAUUGUUUCCCACCCUUGAAAAGAUCAAUAACAAUGAAACCGACAGAUUAUGGCAACUUUAUAGUCUAUUCGUAGAACGACAGAGUUCAUUCUUUGGCAAAAUACCAUCGUUUAGGUUGCUGGCCACCUGUGACCGCCAUAAGUUGCUGCGCCUGGCUGUGGGCAUCAGCAUACACUUGUCUGCUGCACAGCUCAUGGAUGAACAGGAGUACACGUGGCCACGCAGAGACGCUCCUCUCAUCACCACUCACACCAAAGUGCUCUCUGCUAGCACCAUUCGCCAGGUUGUCUCUCAUGAACAUUUUAUUCUCCUCAUGACAUUUUAUACACACUACACUCGCCUCUUUGCUGAUCCAAGAGUAGUUUUAUUAACGCAGGUGCUUUCUCUCUUCUGUGAGGUUCCAGAACUGAGUGAUGUCGAUGCGAUCAGGCAGAGACGACAACAUUAUCUGGGUUUGCUUUCCCGCUACUUGACAACAGUCUAUGGCAGGCAGCCUGGUGAGCGCCUUCUUACAACUCUCCUCGUCAGCCAGGAAGAGGCAAGACAACUCUCUGCCAUAUACCAGCAUGUGGAAUUGUCUCCUCAAGUCCAGAGAUAUGCCUUAAGAAGCGAUGCCCCUAAUGUAUUUACUGCAAAUUUCCAGAAACUUUGCAUCUUUGCACAUAGCAUUGUAGCAGCGAAGGUUAAAGACCAACGCCACGACACCUCCAUGCAGGCCUCAGACAGCGCCUCCAUGCAGGCCUCAAACAGCACCUCCAUGCAGGCCUCAGGCAGCACCUCCAUGCAGGCCUCAGACAGCACCUCCAUGCAGGCCUCAAACAGCAACGUCACUGACCAAGUGACUGUGCUGAAGAAAUUGCUCACACGUUUAGCCUGCCAUGAUGACCCCCACAUGCUGGCUGCUGCCCGUCAUGUACUUCCACUAGACCUCCUGCAACACUUCCUUCAGAUUAUGCAGUGAAGGAGUCUCGAUCGGUAUGAAACGUGGUUUAGUGUAAGGAUGUUGCUAUGGUGAUAUAAUGAUUCAUACCAAUGAAUUCUCUUACAUCCCAAACAUUUUUAACCAUCUAUUAGACUAGUGUUAACGCCUGUGGUUAAUCAUCUCGGCAGAAAAAAAGUGCUCUUCCCGAAAGGGAAGCGCAGUGUGCAGGAUCUGGUUGCAUAGUGGGUCUUGACUUGAAUAUGUAACCAGAUACAUACACCAGGUAUUCGAGGUUGUUCUGCUUGGACCUAUUUUAACCAGACUUAGUUGCCAAUACCAAGAGAGGCUGAGAGCACUGACAACUGCGGUGGGAUUUCAUCCUAGGUAUGGUGCUAAUGUAAAUUUAAUGGCAUACAUCAGAUCACUAGUUGACUGCUUGCCCUCGUGUCAGAUAGAAUGUUUGGAGGGUCUGGAAAGUUGCAGAACCUGAUAUUCCGGGCAUCAGAGAUUGUAUCACAGAAAUAAAUACCUUAAUCAGUGUUAGUAUGCUUAGGCAAACCAAUCCAAAUCCCUGCACAAUAAGCUUCCAAACUCUCUUCACCAUAGGCGAGCACUCCCCCAAAUGGAUAAUGCAAAUGGGAAUUGACUUCCGAAUAAGUUAAAUACAUAAUAUUUGUCACAGCAACAGCGAAACUUCCCUGCACUAUGGGAAAUUACCUCUCGAAAUCACCAUCAAAACUUUGUCCUAAAGACAAACAUGAUGUCAUAGGUUGUAUAGAUCAGUCACACAGAAUUCUCAUUCAAAGAUUAUAUGCAUAUUAAUGUUUCUAUUUACCAGUCCACUGGUACAGCUGGUCUUAUCAUGAAGUGUAAUGGCUGCUGUAUAGAAAUUAAAGCAAGUAUCAACACUUGGCCUUCCACCCUUCAAACUAAAUUGUUUGCUAUCCUCAUUGUAAUCAAAUCGUCCAUGUAUCUGAAGGUAACUGUUAGUGAUUCUCUAUCAUCUAUAAAUUUCAUAAACUCCAACGAGUGUCAACUGUGACAUGCUGGAGUUAGAAGCCAGACACAGAUAUGGUAGAAUUGUAGACAGUGUCAUCAGAGUACACCUGAUCAUCAUAUACAUGAUGAAUUGGUAAAGGUGUAUGCU